Messenger RNA from Helianthus annuus (common sunflower), 2625 nucleotides. Its product is annotated as AP2-like ethylene-responsive transcription factor TOE3. Lineage: Eukaryota; Viridiplantae; Streptophyta; Magnoliopsida; Asterales; Asteraceae. The transcript is spliced from 7 exons. Bases 355 to 2610 code for a protein of 751 amino acids. The record is from RefSeq and is a predicted model, not a curated record. Gene Ontology annotation, biological process: regulation of DNA-templated transcription. Gene Ontology annotation, molecular function: DNA-binding transcription factor activity; DNA binding; zinc ion binding.
UUAUAAAACUUUAGACAAGAUCUAGUGAGAGAAAGGUAUAACUCUCCCCGCCACAAUCUAUAGUUACAUAGAUAGAUACACACACAUAUAUACCUUCCUCCUAUCUCUCUUUAUGAAUCCUAGGUUUCUUUUUCUUCCUAUUCCUAUUAAUCUCCUUCAAUUCUCACUAGCCCUUCUUUUUAGACUUGCUCCGAUAAAGAUCAACAAACCAUCACAACACACUUAUAAUUAUAUGCAUCCUAUGUAGUAGAUACAGAUACAUAAAAAAUAUACAUAUAUACAGAGAGAGAGAGAGAGAAGCGUUUUCAGUUUGAUCAGUUGUUUUACUACAGUAGGGUUUUUCUCACCGGAAAAAUGUGGGAUCUAAACGGGUCACCCGAUCUAAGAAAAGACCAAGAAGAAUCCAACGGUUGUUCUUCUUCGGUGAAUGAACAAAACAAUAACAAAGGUAAAACUGUCGGUGUUGGUGUUGGAUCCGCGUCGAAUUCCAGCUCCUCCGUGGUGGUUAUGGAGGGAGACAACGGCUCCGACGAUGAUGAUUCAAGAAAACAAAGCAAACAGCCGGUGACCCAUCAGUUCUUUCCUGUGGACGAUCUUGAAGUGGGUCCCACCACCUCUCUUACAGUUGGUACUAUGUCGUCGUUGCCGGCGGCUCACUGGGUCGGUGUACAAUUCCGGCAGCAGUCUCCGGUGGGGUUUGUUGCUGGUGGCUCCGGUGGUUUUGUUGGACCGCCAGAGAUUCCCCAGCCACUUAAAAAAAGCCGGCGUGGACCCCGGUCUAGAAGCUCACAGUAUCGUGGAGUCACCUUUUACCGACGAACCGGCCGAUGGGAAUCACACAUAUGGGAUUGUGGGAAACAGGUGUAUCUUGGUGGGUUCGACACUGCACAUGCAGCUGCACGUGCAUAUGAUAGAGCAGCUAUUAAGUUCAGGGGGAUGGAGGCUGACAUAAAUUUCAGCUUACAAGAUUAUGAAGAUCUGAAACAGAUGAGGAAUUUGACAAAGGAAGAAUUUGUGCAUGUGUUACGGAGACAAAGUACAGGAAGUCCAAGAGGGAGUUCAAAAUAUAGAGGAGUUACUUUGCACAAAUGUGGUAGAUGGGAAGCAAGAAUGGGCCAAUUAUUAGGCAAAAAACAGAGAUUCCAAGUUGAGAUAACCACUAGUCAAGCUUGGCGUGGAAAAAGUCUGGCACUAGAGCUUUUACAAGGAUCAAGCAGAGAGUCGUUCGCAGAACUACCACUUUACUGUUACAAUCUUGAGCGGGCAAAUCCUGGUUCUGUUACACAUAUCAAGACUGAUCACGAGCGUCGGUUUGAGAUGGUCUUUGUCGCGAUUGGUGCUGCGAUUCGUACCUUUAUAUGCAAUUUAAGACCGGUGGUGAUCAUUGAUGCUGCACACCUAAAGGGUGAAUUUAAGGGGACGUUAUUUUUAGCUGUUGGAAUGGAUGGAAACAACCAAAUUUUACCAAUUUCCUACGGAAUAGGAAAAUCAGAGGAUGGUGAAUGUUGGACAUGGUUUCUGUCAAAGCUUAAAGAAUGUAUCGGUGAAAUACCUGAAAUGGCCAUAAUUUCGGAUAGAGCGAAUUCUAUACAUCUGGCUGUUAGAAACGUCUUUCCACAUGUUUAUCAUGGGUUAUGCUGUCGUCAUUUAAUGAUGAACCUACGUUUACCCUCUGAUAAAAAAAAAGAAAAUGAGAAGUUGUGGUGGAAGACAUGCAAAUCGUACCGAUUGUCUGAUUUUAACGAGUCAUUUAAUGCUCUUUGUCUUGCCGUUCCUAGAGUGCGACACACUCUAACAAGUAUUGGGUUCGGUAGAUGGGCACGGGCGCAUUGUCCAGGCAAUCGAUAUCAUUAUAUGACAUCUAACAGCGCGGAGUCUAUUAACGCUUUAUCUAGACACUCGCGUAAAAUGCCGGUAACACAACUCUUAGAGUUCUUCCGGCAAUCUGUACAAAAGUGGUUUUACGAUCGCCGUUUGCAAGGUAUACAUGAAAAACAUUUACUUACACAGUGGGCACAGAAGAAAAUUUUUAAAAAAAUUGAAGGGUCUAGAACAUGGACGGUUGCUGGGAUUGAGUUAAACAGUUAUUCUGUUGCAGACAGUGGAAAGGGGGGUUUAGUGGACUUUGUUAAUGGAACAUGUAGUUGCCGAGUUUGGCAGGUUUCUGGUUUACCAUGCGGGCAUGUUAUCGCCGUUUCAAAAUUUUUAGGUGAAACCGACUGCAGUAAGUAUUGCUUCCCGUGUUACUCCAACGAAGUCUAUAAGAAAACUUAUGAAGAAGCGAUUUAUCCUCUCCCGCAUAGAUCUGAAUGGGAGACUCCAGAAGACCUUAUCAAUCUUCAACCGCCACAUAUGACAAAGCGCCAGGCUGGUCGUCCUCGAGAAAACAACCGAAUCUUAUCCCGCGGGGAAGAACCUACUCCCCUCUAUUGUUCCCGAUGUAACUCAUAUGGUCAUCAUCGGGAUGUAUGUCGGCAGCCCAUGCCGUCAGAAGUUCGUACUCGCAAACACCCAGACAAAGGGAAAGGGAAAGAAACCGAUAAUCCUGAUGAUUUUACACAAUCUCCUGCUGAUUAUAUGUAUCCGUCUUUCAACUUGGGAGACUUUUAAUACUUUAUUAAUUUA